UGUUGCCUUCCUUUAUUUUGCGUUCCAGGUUAACACAAGCUGCACUCGUCGACCUGAGCUUCUUAGCACCCUUCUCUCUAUGUACAAUAAUGGGACCUGCACAGCUCUACCAAAGAAGAUUUUAAAAUGGACAGGAAACUGUAUAAGAACCUCUAAUAUGGCUGAUGAACUUCUUUGGCGUGUCCAGAGGCUCUUUUUUCUAAACGGUGAUCAAGAUCUUUCAUCCUUUCUAUUAGUUGAUCUUGGUAUGGUGAAGUUCCCAGACUAUACCUGCAACAUUUGUCACCAUAUUUUUAAAGAAAGAAAUGAUUUACUUGAGUACAAAGAGGCUAUUCGAGUGGCACAGUUGAUGGAUGAAUCUCUUGAUAAUGAUAACAUGGAAAUGGUGUCAAGGUGUGCUGAUUUGUCUGAGAAUCGAGUAUGCAGUAUGCCAACAGAAGAAGAUAGCAACUUAGCUGAAUCUCCUCCAUCAUUCUAUUCAUGCUUUUCUUCUACUUGGGUCUAUUCAAAAGUACUUACAUUAGGUGUCUCUGUUUAUGAACGCGAACGCAGGUAAGUUGUGAUAAGCUUA
Messenger RNA from Brachypodium distachyon (stiff brome), 571 nucleotides. Its product is annotated as fanconi-associated nuclease 1 homolog. The transcript has 4 exons. Lineage: Eukaryota; Viridiplantae; Streptophyta; Magnoliopsida; Poales; Poaceae. Gene Ontology annotation, biological process: interstrand cross-link repair. Gene Ontology annotation, cellular component: nucleus. Bases 80 to 556 code for a protein of 158 amino acids. The record is from RefSeq and is a predicted model, not a curated record. Gene Ontology annotation, molecular function: flap-structured DNA binding; 5'-3' exonuclease activity; 5'-flap endonuclease activity.